AUGCCGUCUGCACGUGACGCUCCCGUGAUCGCAGCUUUGGGUGCAGCUGCUGCCAUUGGCUUGGGCAGCGAGACAUUCGUGGCCUCCAAGCCCGUCCAGGCCGAGAGCUCACCAGCCUUGAGGGGUGCUGGAGCUGCAGCUGCAGCAUCUACCUGGGGAGGUUCGAGCAGGACCCUGGCCGCUGGAGCAGUGGCUACUGCUGCGGUGGUAGGGCGCGGAGCGCUGCUGCGUCGUCGGGCUACAGCUGUGAAGAAGAAGGGCGUGCGUGUGGUCGAGGGCAAGGAGAUCCCCUGGAACCUCUUCAGCCCCAAGGCGCCUUACGAGGGCAGCUGCAUUUCCAAGGAGACCAUCACCAGCAAGACGCCUCUGGUGAACUGGGAGACGUGCCAUGUGAUCAUGGACCACGGCGGCAAGGUGCCCUACAUCGAGGGCCAGUCCAUCGGGGUCAUUGCACCGGGCCCGGACAAGAAGGGCGAGACCCCAGCAAAGAUCCGCUUGUACUCCAUCGCCUCCUCCGCGCCCGGUGACGACGAGAGCAGCAAGACGGUGUCCCUGGUGGUGAAGCGCGUUGUGGAGGUGGCCGGACGUGGCUGGUGCGAGUACUCGAACGUCGAAAAGGGAAAGGAUCCUGAGUUCCCGGACGCAGAGAAGGUCUAUCGCGGAGUUUGCUCCAGCCACAUCUGCGAUCUGAAUGCCGGAGAUGACGUUCUCAUCACAGGCCCAACAGGAGCCGAGAUGCUGUUGCCGGAAGAUCCCGAGGCGAACAUGAUCUUCAUGGCUACUGGAACCGGCAUCGCACCAUUCCGAUCCCACCUGCGCAACCUCUUCCACGACAAGGUCUCGAAGGGCAAGUUCAAGGGCUGUGCCUGGCUGUUCUUGGGAGUUCCUUACAGCGAGUCCUUGCUCUACGACGAGGAGUGGAAGGAGAUGCAGGCCGAGUUCCCAGACCAGUUCCGCUACGACUACGCAGUUUCCAGCGAAGAAAAGUCUGAGAAGAACAAAAUCAACGGAGAGAUGUGGGUGCAGCACAAGAUGAUGGAGUACGGCGAGGAUCUGUGGCAGUUGGUCAAGGAUCCCAAAACGCACAUCUACAUGUGCGGCCUCAAGGGCAUGGAGAGUGGCUUCGCGGAGUGCUUCCAGGAGAAAGUUGAGGCAGAGGGCAUGGACUACAAGGAGUACUUGAAGCAGAUGAAGAAGGACAAGCGUUACCACGUGGAGGUGUACUGA
Symbiodinium sp. CCMP2456 is the source of this 1227-nucleotide messenger RNA. Lineage: Eukaryota; Dinophyceae; Suessiales; Symbiodiniaceae. The record is from the annotation of a GenBank genome assembly.